This is a messenger RNA of Triticum dicoccoides, 774 nucleotides long. RefSeq lists its product as uncharacterized. The record is from RefSeq and is a predicted model, not a curated record. The transcript has a single exon. The coding region runs from base 35 to 574 and encodes 179 amino acids. NCBI's taxonomy places the organism in Eukaryota, Viridiplantae, Streptophyta, Magnoliopsida, Poales, Poaceae.
UACGAAGCUGAUCGGCCACCUCUCAACAACAAAGAUGAAGAUAGGGAAGGCUCCUGAGCUCCUGAAGAAGGCCGUAGCGAUGUGCAAGAGCAAGACCACCAGGCUCCUCAUCCUCGCCUCGCUCCAGCGCCGCAGGAUGUCCAUGGGCGUUGUGGUCUCUCGCAAGAUCGACGCGCUCAUUGUGGCCGACUGGGAGAGAGCAGACCGCCACAAGGCUCUCGCGCUACAAACGGUGGAGAAGAGACCGGUAAUCAUCCAGGAGAGUGACUUGGAGGCCAAUUUCUCUCGUCACUUGGCGAUGUUCGGUCAAGAGAAUGGUCAUGGUGGCUGCCCAGCUAACCGAACACUGCAUCCCCUAUUCAACAACAACCACGCCAACUACCAUUACACUGAAGAUGAUGAUGUGCUACUUGAUUCAUGCGAUCAAGAUGAUGAUGAUGAGCUGUCAGUCAUGGAUCUGAUCAUGAGCAAUGGAGAAGUUGAGGGGAUGGAGUUCAACAUGGAGGAGGACAUUGAUCAAGCUGCUGAUAUGUUCAUUAGGAGGUUCCGACAGCGGCUGAAUGAGGGAUUUUAGGGUCUUAUUAGCACAUGCAUGCAUGUAUCUUAGAUUAGGGCGUUGUCUUCUUUUUAGGUGCCCAAAAAUUAGAAAAUUUUGUGGACAUCAAUAUGAAUAGGAGUUGAGGCUUGACAAGCAGUUAUCCUUAUUUGUUAGGUUAAUCCAAACAAGUUUGAAUUUGGCUAGAAGUGUGCUAGUUGUGUCCGGUUAGGAUUAGU